CUUCGGCCGCGGGUUCCGCCGUCUCCGCAGCCCCCGGAGCCCUGGGUCCUGCCGCGGCGAUAGCGGCGGGGGCGGCGGCGGGCCUCCCGCGCAGCCGCGAUGCUGAGUCCCCGGGCGGAGGCGGCGAUGACCGCGGCCGACAGGGCCAUUCAGCGCUUCCUGCGGACUGGGGCGGCCGUCAGAUAUAAAGUCAUGAAGAACUGGGGUGUUAUAGGUGGAAUUGCCGCAGCUCUAGCAGCAGGAAUAUAUGUUAUUUGGGGUCCCAUUACAGAAAGAAAGAAGCGUAGAAAAGGGCUUGUGCCUGGCCUUGUCAACCUGGGGAACACCUGCUUCAUGAACUCCCUGCUGCAAGGUCUGUCUGCUUGCCCCACCUUCAUCAAGUGGCUGGAAGAGUUCACCACCCAGUACACCAGGGAUCAGAAGGAGCCACCCCAACACCAGUACUUAUCCCUGACACUGCUGCACCUCCUGAAAGCUUUAUCCUGCCAAGAAGUCACCGAUGAAGAGGUCUUGGAUGCAAGCUGUUUGCUGGACGUCUUAAGAAUGUACAGGUGGCAGAUCUCUUCGUUUGAAGAGCAGGACGCUCACGAGUUGUUCCACGUCAUCACCUCGUCACUGGAGGACGAGCGGGACCACCAGCCCCGGGUCACACAUCUGUUUGACGUGCACUCCCUGGAGCAGCAGUCAGAAGUAACUCCCAGACAGAUCGCCUGCCGCACCAGAGGGUCACCUCAUCCCACCUCCAACCACUGGAAGUCUCAGCAUCCUUUUCAUGGAAGACUUACUAGUAACAUGGUCUGCAAACACUGUGAGCACCAGAGCCCCGUUCGAUUUGACACCUUUGAUAGCCUUUCACUCAGUAUUCCAGCCGCCACAUGGGGUCAUCCACUGACCCUGGACCACUGCCUUCACCACUUCAUCUCGUCGGAAUCCGUGCGGGAUGUCGUAUGUGACAACUGUACAAAGAUUGAAGCAAAAGGGACGCUGAACGGGGAGAAGGUGGAACACCAGAGGACCACGUUUGUCAAACAGUUAAAGUUAGGGAAGCGGCUGAGCUGGUCCAGCCACGGUGCGCCCCUGAAGCGGCACGAGCACGUGCAGUUCGGCGAGUUCCUGAUGAUGGACAUCUACAAGUAUCACCUCCUGGGACACAGGCCUGGGCGCCGCAGCCCCGAGCCGCGCGAGAAGGCAGGGACUGCGUUGGAGCUGCAGGACGGGUCGGCAGCCCCCAAGCCAGUUCGGAACCAGCCGGUGGCCCCCAAAACACAGAUUUUCAUGAAUGGCGCCUGCUCCCCGUCUUUCUUGCCCACCCUGCCAACCCCGGUGCCCUUCCCCCUCCCAGCAGUUCCUGACUACAGCUCCUCCACGUACCUCUUCCAGCUGAUGGCAGUUGUCGUCCACCAUGGAGACAUGCACUCUGGACACUUCGUGACCUACCGACGGUCUCCGCCUUCGGCCAAGAACCCUCUCUCCACCAGCAACCAGUGGCUGUGGAUUUCUGACGACACCGUCCGCAAGGCCAGCCUGCAGGAGGUGCUGUCCUCCAGCGCCUACCUGCUGUUUUACGAGCGGGUUCUUCCCAAGAUGCAGCACCAGAGUCGGGAGUACAAGUCUGAAGAGUGACUCUGCCCCGGCCCCAAAGCUAGAGCUGAUGGCACUGUCCAAACUCUGUGUGUGUGUGUGUGUGCGCGCGCGCGCGUGUUUGUGGUGUGUGCGUGCAAGCAGCCCCACUAGAGUCCUGCAGCCUUCUGGUGUGUUCUAAGAGCAGGCUCCACACAGGAGCCGGUGGCCCCGAAGCAAACCCGACCCGGUCCCCGCACAGCUCUGCUGUGUGCACCAGGGCGCCGCACUGGCUGGGAAAGCUGUCGUUGUGUCUAGAGUGUGUCUCGUCACUCACCUGAUACCGGUAAUUAAAAGAAACCAGACUCCGGAAGCCACCUUUUUUAUAUUCGGAAACAUUAGGUGUUCUCCAAGGGGCGUUAACUUUGUCUGACCCUCCAAUGUUUCAGCAUAGAUGUUUUAUUUUUAAUAAGCAGUCCCAUAAAAAUGGUUGAAUUAGUGAAAUUAUUAAAGGCAACAAUUUAGAAGAAAAAGUGCCUUUCACUGUCAGCUGCUUUUGUAGCACAUCCCUUCUGGAAAAUACACCUCGUCUGGGAGUCACAUAAACAAUUUUUAAAGCUCUGUUCCUUCCAAAGUUACCAGAUGGAGAGCAAAAGAACCAUUAAAAGACGCCUGACGCGCACCUGCCUUCCCUUUUUGUAUGUCUUUUUCUAACCUUUCAAUUCUUUAUAUGUAGUAAAAGCUCAUUUGCCAGAUCUGCCCCUCGGGGAAGUUCUUUCUCUACUUUGUCAGUUACAAGUGACCAGCCUUCUCUGUGCGGUUAUCUUUUGUAUGCUGGACUCUGAGGUGUGAUUCUCAAAUAUUAUAAGACUGCGUGGGGCUUCCUAGGUGGCGCAGUGGUUAAGAAUCCGCCUGCCAAUGCAGGGGACACGGGUUCGAUCCCUGCUCCAGGAAGAUCCCACAUGCCGUGGAGCAACUAAGCCCCUGCGCCACAACUAUUGAGCCUGCGCUUUAGAGCCCGUGAGCCACAACUAUUCAGCCCAUGUGCUGCAACUACUGAAGCCCAUGCGCCUGGAGCCCGUGCUCUGCAACAAGAGAAGCUACGGCAAUGAGGAGACCGUGCACUGCAACAAAGAGUAGCUCCCCGCCCAUCGCUGCAACGAGCGAGAGAGAAACGCAACGCAGACCCAACACAGACAAUAAAUAAAUAAAUUGGAAAAAAAAAAUCACACACACACAAAAAACUGCGUGAACAGCCAGAACCGGGCAGCCUCUGUGCCACACCUACACCUCCUGCACUCUGUAGAAACCCCUUCUCACACAAGGACCCACCGUGGACAGUUAUUCUCAUCUAUCUAUUUAUUGCCCACGCAGAGCUCCUAAGGUUUACAGGUGGAGCCAGGGGCUGUGUCAGAAAGACAGGUGGGGCCUCCAUUGGAGAGCUGGAUUCAGGAGGUAGUGCACUGGCCUCGGCUGCCGCCUCUCUGGACCUCAGUUUCCUCAUCUGUAAAGUGAAGAGUCAGAUUCCAUGACCAUCAAAGUCCAGCCCUUCCCACCAAAAGAAAGAAGAAAGAAGUUUAAAAAAACUCUCCAGACAUACAACGAUGGCUGGUAUCUAGUACUGUCAUUCUGUUCUAGGUCCAUAUUCUAAAUGGACUCGUUGCCAGUGGCCUCCUACAAAAGGCCUCUCUUGAGCAUCCUCCCCUCCCUUCAGGUACGUCUCAUGAAGGCAGCCCAGGGCCGAAGGAACUUUGAUGACACAGCAGUAUUUACGUUUUGGCUAGAUUUUAUUUAAAAAAAAAAAAAAAGGAUCCCAAAUUCAGACGGACUCUUCAGCGAUAAGAUCUGGAAUCAGACGCAUCCAGAAGGUCACGCUGAGGGCCCUGCUUCCCCGGCCUUGGUGUCAGCUGAAAGCGCUAGAGGCCCAGGUGAGCCCCAUUCCACUGGGGCCCAUGUGCACCCUGAGACCUCGGAACGCGUUACCGACAGAACAGACUGUGAAGGUUCUCCAGGCCGCAAACAUCAGGGAGGAAGGAGCAGUGCAAAGCUUCUGAUGUGUUCACGGCAGACGUCCCUUUCUGACUCCGUUACAGACCCCGGCUUUGAUGGUACAAGGCGCGUCCCCGUGAUACCCGAGUCUGGGGGAACAAAUGCUCAAUCGUGUGACCUUAGCCUGCCUGGCAAAGUUGUAGCUUUGAGCAACUGCUGUUCUGCCACUGCUUACGCUUUGAAAUCUGCCAUAAGAGAGAGAUGCCGGGCGUGAACGGGGUUCAUCCUUUGAACGUUUAGUUGUAAGCAGAUGUUUGGUCGGAGGCCAGGGACGGAGCCAUGGUUGUAAAUGUGAAUGAUCUCCAUGCAAAGUCUCUUCACCUGACUUAAAGGCAACGUCCUCAUUUUGUAAAUUAUUAGGCAUUAAGUAGCAGCCAAAUAAUCUUAUUUCUAGCUUUAAGUUAUUUACAAAGUCGCUUCUUUUUUGCAAAAACCUAAGUUAAACUUAUAGUUUAUGCCAUAAUAACUACUGACUUAUGUAUUUGCUAAAGGUACCUUUUGUAUCUGCUGUGUAUUAUAGCAAUAAAAGAAUCAUUUUGUUAGGA
This is a messenger RNA of Hippopotamus amphibius kiboko, 4154 nucleotides long. RefSeq names its product ubiquitin specific peptidase 30 (gene USP30). The record is from RefSeq and is a predicted model, not a curated record. NCBI's taxonomy places the organism in Eukaryota, Metazoa, Chordata, Mammalia, Artiodactyla, Hippopotamidae. Gene Ontology annotation, biological process: protein deubiquitination. The transcript is spliced from 13 exons. Gene Ontology annotation, molecular function: cysteine-type endopeptidase activity; cysteine-type deubiquitinase activity. Bases 100 to 1623 code for a protein of 507 amino acids. Gene Ontology annotation, cellular component: nucleus; cytosol.